Macaca mulatta (Rhesus monkey) is the source of this 724-nucleotide messenger RNA. RefSeq lists its product as uncharacterized. Lineage: Eukaryota; Metazoa; Chordata; Mammalia; Primates; Cercopithecidae. The record is from RefSeq and is a predicted model, not a curated record.
AUGACUUGCAUUCUCACGGGAGUGGUUACAGAAACCAAACCCCGGCCAUCUUCCUGGGCCUCUGUGGACCUCGAAGCUUGGGUGGGACUGUCUCCUUCUCCCUGUAGUGUUGCCCGGGAUGCACGAUGUCUCCCAAGUUUCACUGUUCCUAGACUCACCUGCCUGGAGUCCACCUGCUGCUGCUUUGUGUAUUCACCUGCCUUGGCUCCCCUCCCCCCUGCAAAUCUCAGCCCCCUCACUUUUUUUCCCACCAGAAAUACAUGCCAGUGGAACACUUCGGGUGUGUGUGUUGAAUUUCUUGAAGAUUUGCAGGUUGACAGGAAGUCUCAGCGUGUCCCGUGUGGACUCCCGUCCCUCUGGCUCUGCCUCAGCCUCUCUCUUCCACCCCUCUCCAGGAACACCCACACCAAGGGUCUUACCUUCUACCCAAAGCACUUCUUAAGGUAUUUUCCCCACACAAUGAUCUUCCCCUUCCUAAGAGGAAUUGGGGUGAUAAAGGGUGUGAAUGUUCCUUUAUCACCUGUGACUGUGGGUCUCAGACCAUGUGAACAUUUGGGGCAAAGUUAUCCCAGAAGCCUUGGGAAGUGCAGACUCCUCCAAAGAAGAGGAAGGUUGGUGUUGCCAUGCUGUGUUCUAAGAUGGUCUUUCUCUGGAGGUUUAGGGGUUCCCCCCAAAGCCCAAUGAUUAAACCUGUCAUGACUGAGGAGGAGGCGGUGCUCAGACA